Molecule: messenger RNA, 1359 nt
Organism: Metarhizium album ARSEF 1941
Lineage: Eukaryota; Fungi; Ascomycota; Sordariomycetes; Hypocreales; Clavicipitaceae
Product: Major facilitator superfamily domain, general substrate transporter
Exons: 4
Coding region: 1-1359 (452 amino acids)
Biological process (GO): transmembrane transport
Cellular component (GO): fungal-type vacuole membrane
Molecular function (GO): transmembrane transporter activity
Source: RefSeq, a predicted model, not a curated record
AUGUCCGCGCCUUCGACUGAGCAAAGAGCCUCUUCCAGUGGCUCCCUGUCCUCCGUGACUGUUGCGCAACAUGGAGGGCGUGGCCAGGGCGUGAAUGAUCCAUAUCCCGGGGGGAAAUCAGACGGCGAAAAGGCACUGCCUACUCACGAAGCGCCAGUUGCUGCGGACGGGGGCACGACUGCUUGGUUGGUCGUUCUAGGGGCAUGGUCUGGUGCCGGUGACGAUGCUGACGUUGGGCCAGGCAUCGGCGCCUUUCAAGAAUAUUACCAGGACACGCUGCUGUCGUCAUACUCUGCCAGCACCAUCGCUUGGAUCCCGUCGCUGCAAAUCUUCUUCAUGAGCGCCAUGGGCCUCGUGGCGGGCGUUCUCUACGACAGACACGGUCCUCGGCAGCUCCUCCUCGUCGGCAGCUUCCUCCACGUCUUCGGCCUCAUGAUGUGUUCCCUCGGCACGCAGUACUACCAGAUCCUGCUAGCUCAGGGCGUCUGCUCGGCCAUUGGAGUUGCCAUCAUCUUCCAGCCAUCAAUCAACGUCAUCCACGGCUGGUUCGACAAGAAGCGCGGCGCAGCGUUCGGUAUCCUCGCAACCGGCUCCUCCUUGGGCGGCGUCGUCUUCCCCAUCAUGGUCUCCCGCCUCAUCCGCCAGGCAGGCUACGCCUGGGCGAUGCGAACCUGCGCGUUCCUCAUCCUUGCCCUCCUCAUCGUCGCCAACCUCACCAUCCGCGCCGCCCACCCGCCGCGCCCGCAAAAGCUCACCAUGGAGCGCCUCGCAAAGCCGUUCUUCGAGUUCGACUUUGUCUUCUUGUGCGCGGGCUUCUUCUGCUUCUCCUUUGGCAUCUUCGUGCCCAUUGACUACCUUCCCGUCCAAGCGCUCGACGCCGGCGUGGACCCCAACUUGGCCCAGUACCUGCUGUCCAUCCUCAACGCCGGAAGUCUCUUGGGGCGCUUGUCUUCAGGGAUAACGAGCGACAAGAUUGGCCGGUACAACAUCUUCGUCACGGUUUGCGCCCUGACAGGUAUAUGGGCUCUUGCGCUCUGGAUCCCGAGCACCAGCACUGGGGGCAUCAUUGCGUUUGCCGCGCUAUUUGGUUUCUGUAGCGGUGCGUACGUGUCGCUCAUUUCGCCGCUGGUUGCGCAGAUUUCGCCGUUGCGGGAAAUCGGCUUCCGGACAGGCAUCAUCUUCUUUGUUUCGUCUAUUGCUGGGUUGACGACAAAUCCCAUCAGUGGCGCCAUCUUGGGAGGUGACAAGAAUUGGAUCGGCGUCAAGGUGUUUGCGGGCGUGCUCUGCUUGGCGGGGACCAUUUUGGUUCUCACUGCAAGGAUUCACAGGACGGGAUGGAAGCUGGCGGUUGUGUUUUAA